Molecule: messenger RNA, 4734 nt
Organism: Symbiodinium natans
Lineage: Eukaryota; Dinophyceae; Suessiales; Symbiodiniaceae
Source: the annotation of a GenBank genome assembly
AUGGGCGCAAUUGUGGAGCAACUUGGUUACACCCUUAUGUGGUCCGCAGGCAGCUGCAAACUCCUUCACCCUGACGGGCGGAAGUUGAAGCUUCGUGUCCGCAAUGGUUGCCCGGAACUUGUGCAGUCCAAGGCGUUGGAGUUGAUUUCGCGCUUAGAGGAGAGAAAGCUGGCGGAAAUUGAGCAGCUCAGGCGCCACACCGAGGAAGGCAGGGACAGGAUUCGUCAGGCCAGGAUUGCACUUGAGAAGAGCUGGUGGGAGCACUUGAUGGACUACGCCCGUGAUGGCGUUUCCUGCUCAGGUGACGCCGCUGUUGCAAAUGCACCGUUCUUCACUGAUGUUCCCCGUUGUGCGUUGCGAGGUUUGGUCCCUUCAGGUGAUGCGGGCGACGAGUCAUUGUGGGACAUGUUGCGCAGUGCUUUGCCCAACCUCAACAGGAGGAGGAGGAAGGCGCUACAGCAGUCAAGGCAUUGGAUUGUCCACUUGUUUGCAGGAGUCACACAUCCAGAUGUGUAUUGCCUGUCUGCCGACGUGGCUGGUCCCAUCAGAGUCCCUGCAAAAGACCCCGAGGGUAGGAGCAAACAUCCGCCCGUGUUCCGGUACUUUUUAGCAGCGUCCUAUCGUUUUCCUAAACUCCAAGGGACAAAGGACGAACCCAACCCAGCGCAGGUUGAUGGGUUCGAUGAUCCUUUACUCCACCCUGGCGGGGAGGACGAGUUAGCCGACGUUGUUGUGGAAGGCCCGCCGGAGCCAGACCACCGCCCUGACGGGAAGGAUGCGCUGCCCGAGGAAGAACACCCUUGGGAAAGGGCCAAGUGUGAGUUUGAAGCUCCGCCAGGCCUAGCUAGGUUGGUGUUUGUUGUUCCGCUGCACACAAACAAGAGCGAGGCAGUGCUAGAGGCGCUACAACAAGUGUUCCUUGAACUUCGCUCAUUGAACCUUCCUGUGCUGCGCUUCCACUCGGAUAGAAGUCGGGAGUUCUUUAACAAAAGGACCCGAGCUUGGUUUCACGAGCACGGGGUGCGUACCACCACAGCUGAAGGAGAUACGCCGCAGCAAAACGGAGCAGCUGAGAACACCAUCCGCUGGUUAAAGGCUAGGGCGCGCACGCUCCUCGCCCAGGCCGAAGUUGGAACAGAGCUGUGGGCAUGUGCAAUGGCCACUGCGGCAUCGCAGCAACGUGCGCAACAGCUUGGCCUCAAGUCCAAGCUUGCAGCUCCGUUUGGGGCACCGUGCUCUGUGAAACUUAAGUUUUACGGACCUUCUAGGGGUGACUUAGGGGAUAGGUGGGUAGAUGGUAAGUACAUGGGGUUGUCGCCUUCUGUGAAUGAUGGCCACAUUGUCCUACGCAACGACGGAGUAGGCAACGGCUUCCUCCAAACACUCCAUGUGCGCUCACGCCUCCAUUCGCCAGAGAUGCCAGACCGCGUGUUUGAGGGCGAUGUGAGGGAGCCUGCGCCGCUCGAGCCGGCAAGGCGUGUGCGUGGGAAGUCCGAGCCAGCACUUGGCGAGCCACCUCUGCCACCGCCUCCUCUUCCACCGCCGGAAGGUGAGUGCGUGCCCGCACCUGCAAGUCGCACUCGACUCCGUGGGAAGUCAAGCCCUGCAGUUAGCAAGUCUUUGCUGUUCCCACUGCCUGACGGUGAGUGUCCGCCUGAGCAAUGUGAAGCCGUUGAGGAGGAGUUUAGGGCCAGUCGGUUUAGUGUUGUGGACCUUGAGGGUUUCGCAAAGGAGUUACUGCUUGAAGACUGGGACCUUGAAGAGGCCAUGUGGGUCUUGGUCCAGUUCAGCCGUCUGCAGUCUCUUAAGGCCGGCCUUUACCGACACGGUGGUGUAGUAGGCACCACGAGUGCAACAAACUCUUACCCCUGGCUCACAGAGCUGAUGGCCGCGACGCUCCUGUCCGCAAGUCCAGAGGCCGAGUUCACGAGUCUUUGGCUUUCCAAUACGAACCCCAUGUCCUUGCAUGCAGACCACAACAAUGUAGAAGGGUCUGUCAAUGUAGUCUUUCCACUCAAACUCCCUCCUGAAGGCGGAGACUUGUGGGUAGAACUGCGAGCAGGAGAUGUUAUCUACGGCUCUGUUGAGCAACGAGUUGACAGUGCAGGAAAGAAGUGGUUGGGCACAACGCACAGCCUGCAAAGAGGUAAGCCCUUCUACUUGGACCCCAAACGCCGUCAUGCCACUACCCCUUUUGAAGGUGAAAGGGUUGUGCUCGUAGCCUACACUGUUAACACCUUAGGGAAGGUGCCAGAGUCUGAGCUCCAAGCCCUCGAGUCCUUAGGCUUUCCGCUCCCUGCUUCAGCACGUUUGCCCCUCACAACGCAGCAAGAUGUCAGGCGCUUGGACGUGUUUGACAUGUUCGAGCAGGGUCCCUUAGAGCUAGCAGGUGAAGACUGCCCGAAGAAAGUAGAGAAGGGUGGGGGUUGGAAAGAGGCUCAGAAGGUAGAAGCUGGAACUGUAGAGCUAGAGGUCUCGUGGAACCUCAAGCACACUCCGAUGCAGCACGAGCAGACACCUUGCGUUCUGCAGACCCUGGAGCCAAAACCCCAUGCGCAGGUCGAGGAGGAGUCCUGGCCAGAACAGCCUGUGCAGUGGGAGCUGUGGCUUCCAGACCCCCAAAGUGGCCAGCAACUGCGUGCACUCCGGUCUGACGACCUGGACCUGCGUCUUUGCAAGUCCGAGCCAGUGUACACUCUAGACAUUGAACAGCUGCUCAGUGGUUUAACUGAGCCACUGCAGAUAGUUCAUACUGUCGACCCGCGAGAGGCGGAAAAGCACAGUGAAGUGUGGAUCCCGUCAAUCCUGAAAGAGAUCGGGGUCAUAGAAAAAGCUGUGCACCGUUUGCCGCCUAGCGAGGUGCGCAAAGGGAACUGGCUUCACCGCACUGACGUGAGGGUUGUGCCGGCAAAGCUGGUUUUCACUGUUAAGCCUCCUGACGUGCAAACCACCGCGCCCGGGAACGGGGAGCACGCAACCCAGGCAAGCUUGUUCAAACGCAAGGCGAGGCUUGUUGCGUGUGGAAACCAUGCCCCUUCCACUGGCACCGAAAUAUACGCGUCAGGUGCUGCAGCAGAGUCACUUCGUUGUUUGGUGGUCAUCAGCUCUAAGAGGGGUUGGAGGCUAGGCAUCUUGGAUGUAACCUCAGCGUUCCUCCUCACGCCCAUUCCCCAGGGUGACGGGUUUCCUGUGUUUGCCCUAACGCCGCCGCGCUACCUUGUGCGGCAAGGUCUUGCGCACGAGGGAGAGCUUUGGAUCCUCACACACGCCGUCUAUGGACUCAGGGAGUCACCAAAGCUGUGGUCAGACUUUAGGGACUCUCAGCUUCUUAACCUUAGAUGCAUGGCCAACGGGGUUGAGCUGCAGCUACUCAGGGGCAAGUUAGACACGAACUGGUGGCGCGUCGUGCAAACCAGUGAUGGUCAAGUCGUGGGAGGUUUAAUCACCUACGUUGAUGACUUCCUACUUGCUGGAUGUGCUGAAGUCAUCGAGGCUCUCGCUAAGGCUAUCCAGUCGAUCUGGAAAACGACGCCCCUCACACUUGCCUACGCAGAGGAGCUGCUACGCCUCAACAACGUCAAGCCCACUGCGCUGGGGAAGAUCCCUUGCCCAAGAGACUUGGUGUCCUUUGACACUCUCCUGACGGAUGAGGCGCCCACCGAGGAGUCAGUUCGUACAGCCCAGAGGCUGACCGGAGAAAUCUUGUGGCUGAGCCAGCGAACGAGGCCGGAUCUCGCGUUCACCGCUUGUGUCCUUGCUACGUUGAGCACAAAGGCGCCCGAAAGGGCUGCACGCAUCGCUGAAAGGGCACUUGCAUACGUGCAGCAAACCAAAGCCUUUGCUCUCACUGCUGACGCAGAUGACACGGGCUUAGUUGCAUACAGCGAUGCCUCUUUUGCGCCAGACGGCAAUCGCUCGCACACUGGUUGGGUUGUCUUCCUCUACGGCUCUCCUGUCUGUUGGCGUUCCGCUAGGCAGUCGUUUGUCACACUCAGCACUGCAGAGUCCGAGCUCGUCGCAGGACUUGAUGCCGUCGUUGCACUACAGUCAGCAGAGGCCAUGCUGGGUGAGUUUGGGGUCUUUAACUUGGGUAAGACCUUGAAGGUUGACUCUCAGUCUGCGCUUGCUAUCGCCAUUGGCCAAGGGUCUUGGCGAACCCGCCACUUGAAGGUGCGCGCCAACUAUUUGCGAGAGCAGUAUGAGGCAGGAGAGAUAAUCCCCGUUUACUGCCCUGGUGUGGAGCAGGCUGCAGACCUCCUCACGAAAGCGCUUCCUGCAGCGAGGAUCCUCGAGCUCGCAACCAUUUGGGGUUUGUUCGAGCACUGUCCAGAGGACCCCCGCCAAGCGGAAGCUGUGGCUGCCGACCUGCCUACCCACCCUCAGUAUCCGCAGAUCAAGUUGCUUUUCCUAUUGCUUGCAAUGGUGCAGAUCCAAAGUGCCAAGUGUCAGCCUGAGCUCGUUGAUGAAGAGGAGGGAGAUGUACAUCAGGUUGAAUUAAGCACGGAUCUCAUGUUCAUGUUGCUUGUGGGUUUUGUAGGCAUUGGUUUUAUUGCCGUGCGGGAGCUUGCCAAGUGGUGCCUGAGACGCCACUCUCUUUGCCGAAUCCACAGCACUGCCAAGCAGAGGAAAUUGCAACGCCUUCGUGACCGAACGGCCCAAGCAAUCGAGGCUUCCGUGUGGCGCUGCCGAGUCCCCUUCCACAGGAAGUCGUCGUCUUCCUGCCGAGCAGACUAG